Acipenser ruthenus (sterlet) is the source of this 3175-nucleotide messenger RNA. RefSeq names its product cyclin-dependent kinase-like 1. NCBI's taxonomy places the organism in Eukaryota, Metazoa, Chordata, Actinopteri, Acipenseriformes, Acipenseridae. The transcript has 10 exons. The record is from RefSeq and is a predicted model, not a curated record. Gene Ontology annotation, cellular component: nucleus. The coding region runs from base 974 to 2035 and encodes 353 amino acids. Gene Ontology annotation, molecular function: ATP binding; cyclin-dependent protein serine/threonine kinase activity. Gene Ontology annotation, biological process: protein phosphorylation.
UGUGUUUCUUUUAUCAGCGCCCUCCUGGUCUCCCCCGUUAGAAUGACGUGCAGCCUCCCCGCUUCUGCGCGUUAUCCUGCAGGAGAUUCCAGUAUCCCAGCUUGUAAACGGGCUCAAAACCUCCUGCUAAAGAGGAGCUCGACAGAGGCAAUGCGUCCCAUUUAAACGCGUGUGGAGCCGGGGGAAAGAGGCUGUCCUCCUGGGUAUAUGAUGUGCGAUUUUAACAGCAAAUGGGUGAAGUUAAUCAGGUGUCUGGGGAGAAAGCACGCUGCGUCCCAGCGAGACAGGGGAACAGAAGAUAUGACGUCUUCCUUCAUAAUAAUGGACGUAUUUCGUUCGGCUUUCCAGUUUACAUAAUGGCAGGUGUUUCUGCCAGCAUGCUCUUUCCUGGCACUAAGGCAGCCGAGGACGCUGCUGCCAAUAGCUGCAGAAAACAAAUUCUUAAAAUCCCCUCAUCGCACUUUCUCUAAACUCAGAGUCAAUACAGUAGAAGCAGCGCUCUUUCCUCAGCCCUGGUGUUAAACUCCUGGCCGCAGUCUUAUUGGACUGACAGUACAGUCUGGAGGAGAACCCCGAACGAGACUGCUGACGGUAGAUUUAAUACUGGGUCUAGAAUCACUGCGUCACACAUCGAGAGCAACCUCCAGCCUCUGCAAAAAUGAACUUGGGGAUUGUGGUGGUGCUGUUUACGAUUAAGGUCAUUAUUAAUACAUUUGUGUUAAGGUUAUACAAAAAAAAAAAAACACAAAAAACCAGUACAGUACGUUCUGUGCGUUUAUAGUGACACCGGAUACAACAGAGCUCUCGACUUGAUUAGAGGGAGCCACUUCUAAUCCUAUCACGACAGAGGAGAAUCCACAUCACUGCGCCCUGCAGGAGUCGGCCAGAUUCCCGAACGGUGAUUUAACCCUGAAGACCGAAGGAGAGCGCAGCCCUGUCGCUGUCCCACAGCAGCUCCUCCUCGUGCCCGCGGAUGGAGAAGUACGAGAAGAUGGGGAAGAUCGGGGAGGGCUCGUACGGGGUCGUGUUCAAGUGCAGGAACAGAGACACGGGACAGAUCGUGGCCAUCAAGAAGUUCGUAGAGUCCGAAGACGACCCUGUCAUUAAGAAGAUCGCCCUGAGGGAAAUCCGGAUGCUGAAGCAACUGAAGCACCCGAACCUGGUGAAUCUGAUCGAGGUGUUCCGACGCAAGCGGAAGCUGCACCUGGUGUUCGAGUACUGCGACCACACCGUGCUGAACGAGCUGGACCGCUACCCCAGAGGGGUACCCGAGCACCUGGUGAAGAGUAUAACUUGGCAGACGCUCCAGGCCGUAAACUUCUGUCACAAACAGAACUGCAUUCACAGGGAUGUGAAGCCGGAGAACAUCCUCAUCACCAGACACCAGGUCAUUAAACUGUGUGACUUCGGAUUUGCCAGGAUACUGACCGGCCCCUGUGAUUACUACACAGACUACGUUGCGACACGCUGGUACCGGGCCCCAGAGCUGCUGGUCGGGGACACACAGUAUGGGCCCCCUGUGGAUGUCUGGGCCAUCGGCUGCGUCUUCGCAGAGCUGCUCUCUGGCAUCCCCUUGUGGCCGGGCAAAUCGGACGUGGACCAGCUCUACCUCAUCAGGAAAACACUGGGUGAUCUCAUUCCCAGGCAUCAGCAGGCGUUCAGUACUAACCAGUUCUUCAGUGGAGUCAGCAUCCCUGUGCCAGACAACAGGGAACCUUUAGAAUUGAGAUUCCCGGGUGUUUCUUCCCAGGUGCUGGGGUUAAUGAAGGGCUGUCUGCGGAUGGACCCUGCGGAGAGGCUGGCGUGUGGGCAGCUCUUGGAGCACCCGUACUUCGACAGCCUGCGUGAGGACAGUGAGGCAGCGGCGGCGGGGAGGGAGCAGGAGCGUGCCACCAAGAGGAGGGCCAGGCUGCCACGCAAACACCUCCCGCCCGGGUAUUUGCCUCAGCUCACCGGCAGCAACAUAUUCCCAUCGUCGGACAAUAAGAAACACAGCAACCUGCGGAAAUUCAAUUACCACUUUCCCAACAUCUAACCUCCGCGUGUCGGAGCCUGAAGAACAGGACACCUUCAGGGACUCGGGAGGGGUGGAAAACAAGCGAGGCAGGUGUAGACAAGCACCUACUGCAAAAACUAAAAAAACAACAACACAAAACAAAAGCUGUUGAGUUUUUCCAGUGCAGCGAGACCAGUGAAGACUGGAGGUUCUAAGUGGAGCUGCAGUCUGAUGGGGUUCUCCUGGGCACUGGUGUUGAUUUAUUUUCUCCUUGAUGUAAUGAUUUCUUUCUUCUUUCUUUGUGUGUCUGUGAUGACAAGGUACUCUACACACAGUUCCGCUGAUACAUUUCUUACCCGACACGCUGGGCAAAGCAGAACCAUACUGCCUUCAACUGAUCUACUUGCAGUGCAGUGCGUCAGCUGAAGUUUGCCAAUCGAUACUUCUAAUGUAUUUUUAUGCACCGCAUGGGCAUACCUCUGCUCAGUGUUCAAAAGGGUCCUAAUAGGAACCAUGACAAGGGCUUCAUGAUCAUGUGAAACAAGACUGCAGAAGUUGAUCAAAUCAACCCCCUUGUAUGCCGUGUCAGCUCAACCCCUUGGAUAGUCACAUGGGCUUGCCUUGUCUUUCUGUGCAAACACAAACCCGCUUCCUCACAUUUCAGUUGCCUUGUUGGCUAUUUUAUAGGGAAACAAAAAGCCUUGCCAUGUGACAGCUGGGGAUGCACACACAAAAUGCAUUAUACCACUAUGAGGACUUUUACUGCGCAAAAAAAUACAGACUUUUGGAUUAAGAAACUCAAAGUUUCUGAAUCCUCCCCAGCACUCGGUCCUGUCUGAAUGCAGCCCUCUGUCAGGGAGCAGAGUGAGAAGAAGCUGCUGCCUCUGUUUAUCUGUGUGUCGCAUGGCCAGGGCUGCAAACUGGGAUUGUUACAUUUGUUCUUGGUUUUUAGGACCACAACAUGCCAAAUUAAAAAAAAAAUAAUAAUAAUAAAUCACAUUAAUGUUAUUAUUUAUUAUUAUUUUUAGCAAAUCCACUCAAAUCGUAGACUUUGGAUUUGCCCAAAGUUACUUGUGUAAUUUUUGUAUGGAGUAAUUUUAAAAACGAGGUAUCAAAUACAAAUAUUGAAUAUAAAAAAUAAAACCGCUUGUAAAGUGCUUUAUUAAAUUUGUGUUGAAA